Sipha flava (yellow sugarcane aphid) is the source of this 1727-nucleotide messenger RNA. RefSeq lists its product as uncharacterized. The transcript is spliced from 5 exons. The record is from RefSeq and is a predicted model, not a curated record. Lineage: Eukaryota; Metazoa; Arthropoda; Insecta; Hemiptera; Aphididae. Bases 1 to 1155 code for a protein of 384 amino acids.
AUGUCAGCGGUCCACCGCCACACCAACACCGGCGCCGAGUCGCUGUCGCUGAUCGAACGUAACCCGAAUUCGGACCCGUCCCAAUCAACGGCCCGGGACGAUCGGCCCGACUGUGCCACCGGUGCCGAACCGCUGCCGGCCGCGGCCACCGUCCCUGGUACCGUUCCCGAGCGCACCACCGACAUCAACAGCAACGUGUUCGAUCGCGGCGGAAGAAAACCGACGACCACCGGCAACACCACCACCUGUUGCUGCUUGAUCUGUUGCUACGCAGCCGUCCCAUCGGCGGACGACCCGAUCACGGUCGGGCAUCACACGAAAACGGCGCCCAAAAGAAUCGUCACCACCACCACCGCCGCCGACAACACCGACAUCUGCGAGCCGCCGUCCGAGGCCGCGGCGUUCAUCGCCUCCGCCUCCGCGGCCGUACUCGUGCUGAUGGCCGCUCUGCUCGCGGUGGUGCUGUCGUUCACCGCGGUGCUGACCGUCACGUCGCUGGUGCCGGUGGCCGACGCGGCGGCCGAUUUCCCGGGCCAUCAGCAGCGCGCGGCCGACCACCUGCACCGGUGGCACCAGCAGCAGCAACAGCCGUCACCGCCGACGGCCGACGACCGGUGGGACGUCGAGCAGCGGCCGCGACAGCCGCACAACGAAGAGCACUCGACGUCCAGACCGAAGCGGCAGCUGUGGCGGAAGAACGCCGACCGGGAGCCCGGCGUCGUGGCACUGACGUUCUCGCUGAUCGGCGGAACCGUUUCGGACGCCCGGCAAGCGUAUCGGAACGUGACGAACAUCGUCCGGGACACUAUUAGCGAGGUGGCCGCGAUCCAGCAGCAGCCGGCCAACAACGACGGCGACCAGAUGAUGAUGGCCGCGGGCAACACCGUGGAGAACGAGACGGGCGCAUCGUCCGCGGCCCCGCCGGUGGACCAACGGGUGGCCGGCCAAACGCUGGGCAAGCUGCUCGGACGCAACUACCGCGGUCUGCGCAGGCUGUUCAACUCCGAGCUCCGGUCCGCCAUCAAGAAUUCGCCGGGCAACGUCCGUGAUUUCGCCUUCGAACUGAUGGGUUCCAUUGGACAGAGUUUCAGGCCGUCCAACAUAUUUACCCGGGGACCGGUUAACGGGGAAUCCACGAACUCCACUAAGCGAUGACCGUUGACGAUGCUUCGUUGUAACGGCCAAAGCAAACUAUGAUACAUUCGAGUUAUAAAAACGAAUAGAUUGAGGGAAUACAACAAAAUAUUAUCGUAGUUGGUCACACGAGUCUACAUCAUAACAUCAAAUGUACAGAGUCAUCGUCUAUAUUAUAUACGUUUGCAGCCAUAUAUUAUUAUUGUUAUUAUUGUAAUCUAUCAUCAUACGUCAAUGUUUAUCAGUUAGUCAAAUUGUUACUCUAAUUAGUAUAUAGAAAAUAUUAGUUAUGUACGAAUGGUGUGCGAACAAUUUAUGUUCAUGUAAUUUUAAUGUAAGGCCACUGGUCAGAGGAUUUUGAGUAGGUAGUUCUGUUUCGCCAUAAUGUAAUCUUAGUCUAAGCGUGUAUAUUAUCAUAAUUUUAUUUUAUGUGUAACGCAUUUCACGCGCAUAUAUUAAAAUGUCAAUAGAUUUUUUUUUCAUCAUUUUUUUCGCGCAUUGUACAACUACAAGCAUCGCUCAAUUAUUUAUUCGAUACACAUACACACAUCAACACACACACACACACACACACACACACACACACACACACA